AUGACAAAGACCAUCCUCGUAACGGGCUGCUCAGCAGGAGGCAUCGGUGCCGCCCUGGCACAGGCCCUUGCCGACCAAGGCCACCACGUCUUCGCCACAGCCCGCAAUCCGUCCAAGAUCCCUCCCGAGCUCCGCACCUUAUCCAAUGUCUCGUCGCUGGCUCUCGAUGUCUCGUCCUCGGCUUCAGUCGCCGACGCUGCCAAAGCGGUGCGCGAAGUUGGCAAGGGGUUGGACGUGCUCGUCAAUAAUGCCGGCGCGGGCUACACCAUGCCCGUGCUGGACGUGGAUAUUGACCAGGCGAAGUGGUUAUAUGAGGCGAAUGUCUGGGGGCCAGUGCGGACAAUCCAGGCGUUUGCGGACCUUCUCAUCGCGAGCAAGGGUCGCAUCGUCAAUGUGAGCAGCGUCGGCGCGGUAGUCAACACGCCCUGGAUCGCGUCUUACGCCUCGUCCAAAGCCGCAUUGAACAGCAUCUCGGAGACGCUGCGCCUCGAACUCACCCCCUUCGGCGUCACUGUUGCGACUGUAUAUCUGGGAACGGUAGCGACUUCGUUUCACGCAAAUGAACCAGCACCGGAGCUUCCACCUGGAUCGCUCUACGCGAGCAUCCUCGACACGAUAACGAAAUGGGCAAAGGGAGAAGCCGGCCCCAAGGGUGGCCCGAUUAAGGAUCUAGUCGACUCUGUUGUUCCUGACGUCCUAGGCGAAAAGGGUGGCAUUGUAUGGAGAGGUCCGAACAGCGGCGCUGUCAGAUUUCUCUCCAGAUGGAUGCCCAUGUGGCUGCUGGAUAGCAUGAUGUCGAAUGGCCAGGGCCUAGACGAGCUAUCCAAGAACCUCAAGCCCAAAGGCGAUUAG
Purpureocillium lilacinum is the source of this 852-nucleotide messenger RNA. RefSeq lists its product as uncharacterized. The record is from RefSeq and is a predicted model, not a curated record. NCBI's taxonomy places the organism in Eukaryota, Fungi, Ascomycota, Sordariomycetes, Hypocreales, Ophiocordycipitaceae. Gene Ontology annotation, biological process: phosphatidic acid biosynthetic process; triglyceride catabolic process. Gene Ontology annotation, cellular component: endoplasmic reticulum; lipid droplet. Gene Ontology annotation, molecular function: acylglycerone-phosphate reductase (NADP+) activity; triacylglycerol lipase activity.